Messenger RNA from Pediculus humanus corporis (human body louse), 840 nucleotides. Its product is annotated as RAB-40, putative. Lineage: Eukaryota; Metazoa; Arthropoda; Insecta; Psocodea; Pediculidae. Gene Ontology annotation, molecular function: GTPase activity; GTP binding. Gene Ontology annotation, biological process: protein localization to plasma membrane; intracellular signal transduction. Gene Ontology annotation, cellular component: synaptic vesicle; plasma membrane; endosome. The record is from RefSeq and is a predicted model, not a curated record. Bases 1 to 840 code for a protein of 279 amino acids. The transcript is spliced from 4 exons.
AUGGCUUGUGAGCCAAGAACUCAGUCAAAACAAUAUGAUUAUUUGCUGAAAUUUCUAUUAGUAGGUGACAGCGACGUGGGAAAACAAGAAAUAUUGAGUGGGCUAGAAAACGGGCCCUCAGAGUUUUGCAGCGGUAGUGCUUACAAAACUACUACAAUUCUUUUGGAUGGGAAAAGGGUUAAAUUACAGUUAUGGGAUACCUCUGGACAAGGGAGAUUUUGUACAAUAAUACGUUCUUAUUCAAGGGGUGCUCAAGGCAUCCUUCUAGUUUACGAUAUUACAAACAAAUGGUCAUUCGAUGGAAUUGGAAGGUGGUUAAAAGAAGUUGAUGAACAUGCACCUGGAGUUCCAAAAGUUCUGGUCGGUAACAGAUUACACUUGGCUUUCAAAAGGCAAGUAGGUGCAAGAGAGGCAGAGGCAUAUGCUAUAAAAAACAGAAUGGCUUUUUUCGAAGUGUCUCCUUUGUGUAACUUUAAUAUUAGAGAAAGUUUUAGUGAACUAUCAAGAAUGGCAUUGCACAGGAAUGGAAUGGAAAGACUUUUAAGAAGUAAUAAAGUUUUAAGCCUUCAAGAAUUAUGUUGUCGCACAAUUGUUGCUAGAACAACGGUGUAUAGCAUAGAACAAUUGCCUCUUCCUGAAAUGAUAAAAUCUCAUUUAAAAUCAUAUGCAAUGACUUCAUAUUCGUCUAUGUCAAUGCUGCCAAGAUAUGUAUUACCACAGACGAAAAGUGGAACUUUUAGAAAGUUAAAAUUUGUCGGAAGUAAUUCGAAUAAUGUUUUAACUCCACAAGUAGAACACAGAAGCAGCUGUAUUGGACGAAAUAGUUGUAUUGUAUCAUAA